Molecule: messenger RNA, 10977 nt
Organism: Acanthopagrus latus (yellowfin seabream)
Lineage: Eukaryota; Metazoa; Chordata; Actinopteri; Spariformes; Sparidae
Gene: lama2
Product: laminin, alpha 2
Exons: 75
Coding region: 98-9877 (3259 amino acids)
Biological process (GO): regulation of cell migration; axon guidance; cell adhesion
Cellular component (GO): basement membrane
Molecular function (GO): signaling receptor binding; extracellular matrix structural constituent
Source: RefSeq, a predicted model, not a curated record
GAGAGAGAGAGAGAGUUGUCCAGAGUUUGGGUGAACUUCUGCCAAACUUCUUCCCGACGUUCAGCUGCACGCGGACCCGCACGCGAGAGAGGACGACAUGAAGCGACUGCGGCUCGUGCUUCUCACCGCGUUGCUAUGGCAAUGCUGCCGUGGCCAGCAGAGAGGAUUGUUCCCAGCUGUGUUGAACCUGGCGUCCAUGGCAGAUAUAACCACUAAUGCCACCUGUGGUUCACUGGGUCCAGAGAUGUUCUGUAAGCUGGUGGAACAUGUACCGGGCCAGCCUGUUAGGAACGCUCAGUGUCGAAUCUGCAACCAAAAGAGUACAAAACCAACCGAGCGUCAUCCCAUAGACUAUGCCAUAGAUGGGACCAACCGUUGGUGGCAAAGUCCAUCUAUCAAGAAUGGAAUGGAGUACCACUAUGUGACUAUCACACUGGACUUAAAACAGGUUUUCCAAAUCGCCUAUGUGAUCAUGAAGGCAGCCAACUCACCUCGACCAGGUAACUGGAUUUUGGAGCGUUCAAUAGAUGGGGAGACCUUUGAGCCCUGGCAGUACUACGCCAUCACAGACACCGAGUGCCUGACAAGAUUCAACAUUAAUCCACGGACGGGACCUCCUUCCUACACCAGAGAUGACGAAGUCAUCUGCACGUCGUUUUAUUCAAAGAUUCACCCUCUGGAGAAUGGAGAGAUCCACACGUCUUUGAUCAAUGGCCGUCCCAGUGCAGAUGACCCGUCCCCGACCCUGCUCAACUUCACCUCCGCCCGCUACAUCAGGCUGGUGUUUCAGCGAAUCAGAACGCUGAACGCCGACCUCAUGACUCUGACACUACAUGACCCCAGAGAUAUCGACCCCAUCGUGACAAGACGGUACUACUAUUCAAUUAAAGACAUCUCAGUCGGAGGCAUGUGUAUCUGUUACGGCCAUGCCAAAGCCUGUCCACUCAACACCCUCACAAAGAAGUUUAGCUGUGAAUGCGAACACAACACAUGCGGGGAGAGCUGUGAUCGUUGUUGCCCUGGAUACCACCAGCAGGCCUGGAUGGCAGGAACCUUCCACACUCGACAUAUCUGCGAGAAGUGCAACUGCCACGGGAAGGCAGAGGAGUGCUACUUUAAUCAGACGGUCGCAGAGCUGUCUCUCAGCCUGGACCUCCAUGGGCAAAAGAGAGGGGGCGGAGUGUGUAUUGGUUGCCGGGAGAACACCGCUGGAAUCAACUGUGAGACCUGCGUCGCCGGAUUCUACAGGCCUGAUGGGGUGAGCGCCGAGGAAGAGGACCCCUGCAUCCCCUGCUCAUGUGACGCGCACGGUUCCAUCAGCCAAUCAUGUGUCGCUGAUUCAAGCCAGGCUACGCCAAGCCAGCCAGCGGGGUCAUGCCGGUGUAAGGAGGGUUUCGGGGGUCCGCGAUGUGACAGGUGUGCUGUCGGUUAUAUGGGCUACCCGUCCUGCCAGCGCUGUAACUGCAGCGUUGAAGGAAGCAUCAACGCUGACCCAUGUGUAACACCCUGUGUGUGCAAGGAAAACGUGGAGGGAGAAAACUGCGACCGCUGUAAGCUCGGGUUCUACGAUCUUCAAGGUGACAAUCGCCGCGGCUGCGAAAAGUGCUCCUGCAUGGGCGUUUCCAGUCAGUGCUCUGCCUCCACGUGGACCUAUGAGAAUGAGACCACUCUGACUGGCUGGCACUUGGUCGGAGAUUCAGGAGGAAGAGUGUGGUCCGUCCACAGGCAGACGCCUCCGUACCUGAGUGUCCGACACGCAGACGUCGUGAGUGAUCUCGGCUCGGCCUACUACUGGAACGCACCUGGACUGUACCUGGGAAACAAGCUCUUAGCCUACGGAGGGAACGUGGUCUACACCGUGUCUUAUAAUACAGACCAACAAGAGCAAAGGGCCAUCAGAGUCACCUCGGAGCCCGACCUAAUCAUAGAGGGAGGUGGGAUGAAGAUUAUUGACAGAAGGUUCGGCCAGCCGGUGUACCCCUCCUCGCCAAGCACCAAUCAUAUCGCCCUGCUUCCGGAGAACUUCCUGGUUUCAGGCAGCGCGCAGCCGAUCAGUCGGAGGGAUUUCCUGUCGGUGUUAGCCAAUGUGAGCAGUGUGAUGGUGCGGGCCUCUUACAGCACAGAACCCAGCGCCGUGUACAGACUUCACUCAUUCACAAUGCAGGUAGCUAAUCCCUCCGCCGGAGGAGAGAGGAGAGCUUCAGCUGUAGAAUUCUGCUCCUGUCCUCCUGGAUAUGCUGGAACUUCCUGUGAGGCAUGCAUUCCCGGUUUUCGGAGGGUUAACGGGAAUCUGUAUAACGGCGUGUGUGAAGCUUGUCAUUGCCACGGACACGCCUCGCAAUGCCAUGAGGUCACAGGACACUGCCUGGACUGUUUCCACCACACUACAGGCUCCCACUGUGACAGCUGCCUACCUGGUUACUAUGGAAAUGCCACCCGUGGGUCCCCUGCAGACUGUCAGCCCUGCACCUGCCCACUCAAUCUUCCCAGCAACAAUUUCAGUCCCACCUGCCACCUGGGUGAAGAAGGGCAGUUGCUGUGCGAUCAGUGUCAGCCUGGAUACACAGGACCGCGAUGUGACAGAUGUUCCAAUGGAUACUUCGGCCAGCCAUCUGUGCCAGGGAGUUCCUGCCAGCCCUGUGAUUGCAAUGGCAACCUGGACCUAUCCAUACCUGGCAGCUGUGAUCCAAUCACUGGACAGUGUCUGCGCUGUCGACAGGGCUAUGGCGGCCCCGAUUGCGACAGUUGCGCUGAAGGGUACUACGGAGACGCCGUCACAGCAAAAAACUGCCAGCCCUGUCAGUGCCAUACCAAUGGCUCUGUAUCUGAGGUUUGCAAUAAGGAGACUGGGCAGUGCCAGUGCAGAGAAAAUGUGGUUGGACGACAGUGUGACGAGUGCAUGCCUAACUGCUGGUGGGAUGCUGAGCGUCAGGAGUGUCUGCCCUGCCGCUGCAGCCCUCACGGCUCAAUCUCCCAGCGCUGCGAUGUGGAGGGACGCUGCAUCUGUCGCCCUGGCUUCGUGGGCCGACGCUGCGACCUGCGUCGCCAGAGUUACGCGCGACGGGAGACGCGAAGGCCGGUGGAACGGGUUCCUAUAGAAGCCGUGCAGCAGAGAUGGGGGGGUUCAUCCCGUACGGGGGGUUGUCCCAGGGGGGCGUACAGGCCUAAGCCAGGGCCCCAGAUGCAUGGCAUCGCCACAGGUGGAGCGUGUGUCCCGUGCCAUUGUAACUCGUUUGGUUCCAAGUCGUUUGACUGCGAUGAGAACGGUCAGUGUCGGUGUCAGCCGGGCGUCACAGGACCGAAAUGUGACCGGUGUGCACGAGGAUACUUCAACUUCCAGGAGGGCGGCUGCACGCCCUGUGAGUGCAGUCAUGUCGGGGAUAACUGCGACGCCAGCACAGGACAGUGCAUCUGCCCGCCGAACACCAUCGGUGAGAGGUGCGACCGCUGCGCUCCCAACCACUGGGGCCACGACAUCACCACCGGAUGCACGGACUGUGGCUGCAGCGUGAUCGGCUCGGUGACCCAGCAGUGUAACGUCAACACAGGCUGCUGCUUCUGUCGCGACUCCUUCAGAGGGGAGAAGUGCAAUGAAUGUCAAAUUGGAUACAGAGACUUUCCUCAGUGCACCCAGUGCGAGUGCAGCGUCUCAGGAUCGGACAGCCAGACCUGCGACCAGGAGAGGCAAGUGUGUGCCUGCGCCGAUCGGACGGGGAAGUGCAGCUGCAAGGUAAACGUGGAAGGAGACAACUGUGACCGCUGUAAGCCGGACACGUUUGGGUUGUCGGUACGAAACCCACUUGGCUGCAGUAAGUGUUACUGUUACGGACUGACACAGUCCUGCACGGAGGCCCAAGGGCUCAUCAGGAUGUGGUUGGCUCUGAAGCCGGAGCAGACGGUGCUCCCCCUGGUGGACAAAUCCAACACAGUGGAGAGCAGGAGAGGCGUGAGCUUCCAGCACCCUGAGAUCCUCGCCCAUGCAGAGCUGGUCACCUCGACUCUGUCCGAACCCUACUACUGGAAACUGCCCGAGCAGUUCAGAGGCUCUAUGAUUACAGCAUAUGGCGGGCAGCUGAAGUAUGCUGUGUACUACGAGGCCAGAGAUGAAACCGGCCCGUCCUCCUAUGAGCCUCAGGUCAUCAUUAAGGGUGGGCCCAACCGCAAUGUCGUGAUGACACGUCACAUACCAGGACUCCAGAUCGGUCAGCUCACCCGCCACGAGAUCGACAUGACCGAGCACGAGUGGAAGUACGCAGAUGGCCGGUCCAUGACUCGAGAAGACUUCAUGGACAUUCUGUUCUAUGUGGACUACAUCCUGAUUAAGGCAUCACAUGGCAACUUGAUGAGACACAGCCGUAUUUCAGAAAUCAGUCUAACAGUGGCCGAGGAAGGCAGACCGACCAAAGAGAGCGAGGAAGCACAUCAGAUAGAAAAGUGCGAUUGUCCAGCCGGAUACUCCGGACUCUCCUGUGAGGAGUGUGCUGCAGGUUUCUACCGCCUUCGCGCCGGCUCCCUGGCAUCUGUUCCGGCGUCCAGGGUGCCCACCGCUGCCGGCAUGGGCAGCUGUGUUCAGUGCCAAUGCAGUGGGCACUCGUCCACCUGUGACCCUGAGACAUCCAUAUGCCAGAACUGUCAAGACAACACGGAGGGGGAUCGCUGUGAGCGCUGCGCUCCGGGAUUCUACGGUGUGGUCCGAGGUUUCCAUGACGACUGCAAACCCUGCGCCUGUCCCCUCACCAACCCGGAGAACAAUUUCAGUCCGACCUGUGUAGCGGAGGGAUUCGACAACUACCGAUGUACCGCCUGUCCUGAGGGGUAUCAGGGAAAAUACUGUGAAAGGUGUUCUACUGGGUACCAUGGUAACCCACGAAUGCCGGGUGGCCGCUGCGAGGAGUGUAAGUGUUCCCCGUGGGGGGCGUUGUCUGGACCAUGUGACCCAGUCACAGGCCAAUGCCCCUGCAGGGUCGGGGCAUCGGGGAAGUCGUGUGACCAGUGCAUGGACAGGCAUGUGUGUGGACCAGCUGGGAUCAUCUCCUGUGAUGACGAGUGCUCGGGCCUGUUGAUCAGCGACAUGGACCGCCUGUACCGCAUCAUCACCGAGGUCACCCUGACCACGCCCCUUCCACCACCUUAUAAGGUCUUGUACCGCUUUGAGAACAUGACAGACGAACUCAAGCACAUGCUGUCACCUCAGAAAGCUCCGGAGAGAUUACUGCAGCUGGCCGACUCAAACCUGGGAUCACUGGUCACUGAGAUGGACCAACUACACAGCAGGGCCACUAAGGUGUCUGCUGAUGGAGAGCAGGUGGAGGAUGAUGCUGACAGGAUUCAUAAGCGAGCUGAGGACCUGGAGCAGUUCAUCAGGGAUACGCUGCUUGGAGCUAGAGACCUCCAGUUGAAGGCUGCCGAGUUGAACCAGACUCUCUCGCGGAGAGACGGAGCUCCCGACAAAAGCCUGAAGGAGAUGAAGGAGGAGAUCCAGGCCAUGCUUGCCGAGAUGAGAAAACGACAGCUUGGAGGGAAGAAGAGCAUUGCAGAGGAGGAGAUGGACCUUGCAGAGGAGUUGUAUCAGAAAGUGAAGAGAUUAUUUGGCGACCCCCAUCAGGCCACAGAAGACCUGAAAGCAGAGAUAAAAGAGAAGCUCUCAGACCAUGAGGCGAAGCUCCAGGAGGCCCAGGAUCUCCUCUACUCUGCCCAGGGAAAGACGAGGCAGGCUGGAUCACUGGCCGAACAAAACAAAGCUAACCUCACAGCCUUGGAGAGGAAGCGUUCUGCUGUGAGUGCCGUGAAACAGGAAGCACAAGAGGUCCUUGGAGAAGGAGAACGACUACUGGACGAAGCGAACCAGCUCUCUGACAACAUUAUCAAAGAGAUAGAGGACUUGGAGGGGAUGGGAAACGAACUGGGUCCUCUUCAUGACCAGCUGGAUGAUAAAGUCAGUCGCCUCACCGACGGUUUGAGUGACGGCGGCCUGGCUAAUCACGUGCACGACGCGGAGGAGCACGCCAAGCAGCUGAAUGAAUCUGCUGCCAUUUUGGAUGGUAUUUUGGCCGAAGCCAAAAACCUCUCCUUCAAUGCAACAGCUGCCUUCAAGGCCUACAGCAAUAUUAAAGCGAAUGUCGAUGCAGCGGAGAAGGAGGCGAAGGCAGCCAAACAGAGGGCGAGCGAGGCACUGGCCCUGGCCUUAGGUCCAGAUGUUCCAGUGAAGGAAGCAGCUCAAGGUGCACUGCAGAAAAGUCACAGACUGCUGAACCAAGCUAAAGGACUUCAAAAUGAUGUCAAAGAGAACGCAGAUAGUGUGGCUAUGCUGAAGGCCAGAGUCAAAGCAGCCCGAGAUAAAUCCAAAGACCUGCUGAAAGCUGUCAACGGAACCAUGGCAACGCUCAACGCUAUCCCCAACGACACGGCAGCUAAGCUGGCAUCCACCAAGGCUGUAGCAGCAGAUGCCAACGCCACCGCUAUAGAUGUCCUGGAACGACUCGGGGACUUGAACCUGCAACUUAACGGCCUCCAGAGGAAUUACAGCGAGCUGGAGGACACAGUCAACACAGCCAAUCAGAUGAUCCAGGACCCCGAGAAAAACACCAUCAUUCAUGCUGCAGGAGCUAAAGUGAAGGACCUAGAGGACGAAGCUGACAGGCUCUUAGAGAAGCUUCAGCCAAUCAAAAAGCUGCAGGACAAUUUGAGGCGAAACAUCUCACAAAUCAAGGAACUGAUCAGCCAAGCCAGGAAACAAGCUAAUUCAAUCAAAGUAUCAGUGUCUUCAGGCGGUGACUGUCUCCGUAGUUACCGCCCCGAUAUCAGAAAAGGGAGGUACAACACCAUCACCCUUCACGUAAAAACCACCACACCUGAUAACCUGCUCUUCUACCUGGGAUCAGCCAAAUAUGUUGAUUUCCUGGCUUUAGAGAUGCGCAAAGGGAAGGUGAAUUUCCUCUGGGACGUGGGUUCAGGUGUGGGGAGGGUCGAGUACCCGCAUCACACCAUUCAUGACGGGAACUGGCACAGAAUCGAGGCGUCUCGCAAUGGGUUGAAUGGCACCAUAUCAGUGUAUCCUCUGGAGGGCCCCAUGGCUGGUAUGAUGCCGACGCCGGCCAGCGCCAACUCGCCCACAGCCUACACUAUCUUGGACGUCGACCAGAACGCCUACCUGUUUGUAGGAGGGAUACUCGGCACUGUGAAGAAAGCAGAUGCAGUAAGAACAUCCACAUUCACAGGCUGCAUGGGGGAGACCUUCUUGGAUAGCAAACCCAUUGGACUGUGGAACUACAGAGAGAGGCAGGGAGACUGUAAAGGAUGUGUUGUCAGCCCCCAGCGUUCGGAUGGUGAGGGCAUAGUUCAGCUUGACGGCGAGGGCUACGCCGCAGUGGGACGGCCAACGAGGUGGAACCCCAAUGUUUCCACCGUCAAUUUUAAGUUCCGCACGUUCUCCUCCGAAUCCCUGCUCAUGUAUUUGGCGACAGAAGACAUGAAGGACUUUAUGUCCCUGGAGCUGUCAGAGGGCAAGGUGAAGGUGAACUUUGACCUUGGGUCAGGAGUCGGCAGCGCCAUUUCAGAUAGCAGACACAACGACGGACGCUGGAAAUCCCUCACCAUCUCACGGAACAAGAAACAAGCCAUGGUGACUGUAGUAGACAUCGACAGCGGCGCUGAGGAGAAGAUGGUGGCUACGUCCCAGGGUUCGGCUACCGGUUUGAACCUCAGGGAAAACCAGAGGAUCUAUUUCGGAGGGCUGCCUACCAUCGGAAACUACAGCAUGACAGCCAGGCCAGAGAUCACUUUAAAGCGGUACGCUGGAUGUCUUCGGGAGAUUGAAGUCUCCAGGACUCCUUAUAAUCUCCUCAGCAGCUCCGAUUAUACUGGGGUCACUAAAGGAUGUCAUGUAGAGAACCUGCACACGGUCAGCUUCUCUAAGCCGGGAUACAUGGAGCUGGGAGGCCUGUCGCUGGCUGUCGGCACAGAGAUCAGCCUGUCGUUCAGCACUCUGGCAGACACUGGCACCAUCUUACUGGCAGUUGGUGGAGCCUCAGCAGUCAACCCUAAGGCCCGGAAUGCAAACAGGAGACGCAGGCAAUCUGUAGAGCCCUACCUCUCAGUCAUGCUGAACAAAGGCUCUCUGGAGGUCCUGGUAUUUACUGGCAGCCACAGUCCGCGUCGUGUCAUCAGACGGCCUGAGCAAGGCACACUCAACGACGGGAGAGAGCACUCGCUGCGCAUAGAGAGGCUGCCUGGCAGAUCUUAUGCGGUUCAGGUGGACGAAGAGGCCAAGAGGGAGGCGGCGCUUCCCAAUGACCAGCCGGUGAACUUGCAGAGGAUCUUCCUCGGUGGUAUUACUGCAGAAGUGGAGCAGACUUCCAACAGAGCCAACAUCCCGUUCCAGGGAUGUAUAUGGAACCUGAUGGUCAACAACGUCCUCUCAGAUUUCUCCCAGCCUGUGUCCUUUGAGAACGCCGAAAUCGGCAGGUGCCCGUACCUCGCCCCGCCGCCUCCGCCUCUCCCUCUCCCGACAGACGAGGAGGAGCCCGAGGAGGAGAAGGAGGCGUCGAAGCCACUCAGUCCUCCACCGACCCCGGCCCCCGCUACACCUCCUCCAGGCUCUCCUGCUGAGGCCACGCCCCCUGUCGUACCUGCUCCCACCCCUACUGCUGCUGAAGCCCCGCCCACUGCUGCGCAAGAGCCCAGCCCGGACAUGGAUUCAUGUGCCUCGGCCGUGGCCCCGACCGCGCUGGAGAAGGCCUAUCAGUUCGGACUGAGCAGGAACAGCCACAUGACCUUCGCUUUCGAUGACACCAAAGUCAGAGAGAGGCUGGUACUGGAGCUUGAGCUGAGGACGAAGGAGGAGUCAGGCCUCGUCCUCUACAUGGCGAGAAUCAACCAUGCCGACUUUGUUUCCAUACAGAUCAAGGAUGGACAGGUGUGUCUGGGUUAUGAUCUUGGUCAUGGAAACAUAUCCGGCUGCGUCCCCUUCUCCAUCAAUGACGGGAACUGGCACAAGAUCCGUGUGAAUCGUAGCAAGCAGAGAAGCGUACUCCUAGUUGACGGACGAUACAGUAAACAGAUGCUCAGUCCAAAGAAGGCUGACCUGCUGGACGUGGUUGGAGUGGUGUACAUCGGCGGAUUACCAAAGAACUACACCACCAAGAGAAUAGGACCGAUCCUCUACAGUAUUAACGGCUGUAUCCGUAACCUUAAGAUGGUUGGAGGUCCUGUGAGCACUAAAUCAGCCACCACAGGUCGCACUGAGUCUGUCGUGGAGGACUUCAAACUGAACAUGGCCACGCCCACGUCCGCCCACAUGGUGGGAAGAUGUUUCGUCGCCACAGAGGAGGGCACCUAUUUUGACGGCACUGGCUUCCUGAAAGCAGUUGCUUCGUACAGAGUGGGUCUGGAUGUGUCGAUUGCAUUGGAGUUCAGAACCAGCAGAACCAGUGGAGUGCUCUUGGCCAUCAGUAACCAAGCCAACGAUGGACUGGGAAUAGAGAUCGUCCAGGGCAAGCUGCUCUUCAACGUCGACAACGGAGCUGGACGGAUCACAGCGGAGCACGUUCCCGAGGGGCAGGGCUUCUGCGACGGCCAGUGGCACUCCGUCACCGCCAACAAGCUCCGCCACCGGUUGGAGUUGGUGGUCGACGGGAAGCAGAGCAGGGCGGAGAGCCCGAACGCGCGCUCCAACACGUGUGACACAAACGACCCCAUCUACGUUGGAGGAUAUCCUGAUGGAGUUCGUCAGGCUGCUGUCUCUACCAGCACUUCCUUCAAAGGUUGCAUGAAGAACCUGAAGAUCACCAAAGCUUCUAAGACCAUGGAUGUGCACUUCAACAAGGCUCUCGAGAUUAAAGGCGUCCAGCCCCUCUCCUGUCCCGCUGCAGCCGCCUAAAGCUUCCUCUCCUGUAGUUAGCAUAACAAUAAUCAGAUUCAAUGUGCCUGAAACACAAAACCAAACUAACGUAAAGUCAUCCCGUUCGUUGAAAUUAAGUUUUGCGGACAGGUGCACCACUGAGUACAGCCUAUACCUGUGAUUAAAUAACUUCUAAAUAAGCGAUCUUUUCAACAGAAGACAUAUGGAAACAUCCGUUUCUUGUGUGUCUUAAAAACGGAAGAAGGAAAAAACACAAUUUUCAGUCGACACCUAAACUUUUCACGGUUGAGGCCUCAAAGUGUCUUACGUGAAGGAGGACAUUAGUAUUAAGACCUGUGCUGUGGUUACAGGUGCUCACAGUAUUAAUUAUAUUUGCAGAAUGUGUGAUUAUGUGAACAUUAAAGCAGCUUUGUUUUUUUUCAGUUCCUCUUGCAGAGUUAGAAUUAUUUUAUAAUAUAAGUCGUAUUUUGGCAUGAGUUGUCUACCUUUGUCCUUCAUAAACCUUGUUCCCCGCAUUGGUCGAGACGGUCUUAAUUCAUGUCUCCGCUGAUGUUUCCUUUUGUCAUAAGGCAUAGUUAUUAGAGUAUUGUCAUUAAAGAUGAAGUUGAACUUCAGUUGAACAACAGAAGCGGCCAACAAUCUGGUUUUAGACUUCUAAAAAUGACAGUUUUAUAUCUGAAGGCUCUGAAGCCAGAAACCCCUCGGUUCACAUGUCUGAUAUUUAUUUCACUACCUAGGUAUCUAAGCAAUUACAUGUAGAGUCUACUUGAUAAACCCUCCUGACUUGAAUGCCAGUAGUAAAAUUGUUUGUAGAAACUAAACCUGUCAGUAAUGCAGUUCAAUUGAAACUUUACUGAUGCCUCAACAAACAUGAGGGUGAGAGCAUUUUGUAUGGGUGCAAUAUUCCUUUAACAUUCCACACUUGAUCAAUUGAUUUGAUUAACAUGACAGGCCUUUUUUCUCACAAGCUGCAGCUUGUGUUACUUUUCACUAGUGUUGAGAUAUUAAGUUGAAGGUACAAGGUUUCUGCGGGACAGUAAUUGCAGUGUAUGUUCUGCAUGGUGUGGCUGAAAACCCUUCAGCAGCUGUUUCUUAAAUAUACUCUUGAUCGCAUCACA